This is a messenger RNA of Linnemannia hyalina, 1092 nucleotides long. The record is from the annotation of a GenBank genome assembly. Lineage: Eukaryota; Fungi; Mortierellomycota; Mortierellomycetes; Mortierellales; Mortierellaceae.
AUGACCCAUAACACCAACGCUCCUGCCUACAACAACAACGUCUCUGCCGACAAGCCCUCGACCGUCGAGCAAAUCAAGGAGAAGGCUUCUGCCGUCCUCGGCAAGAUCACCGGCAAGCACCACACCGACGAUACCCAUGCCCAUGAUCAUCAUCACGACAACAAGGCUCAUCCCCUUCAUGACAACAACGCCGUCCAUACCACCGGCGCUCACACCACCGGUACCCACACCGGCCCCGUUGGUGCCCAGACCGGCGCAGUCCCUACCGCCACCCAUUCAACCGGAGCUGGCAUCACCUCUGGCGGUAACAAUGCCCCACCCACCGCUGCCUACGGUACCCACGACAUUCACGAUACUCACGUCCCCCAUGGCACCCACGGCACUCAAGUCCCCUACGGCUCUCAGGUUCCCCGCGGCACCGGUGUUACCGGCGCCGCUGGUACUCAGCCCCUGAACAACCAGAACAACCAGAACAACCACCCCACUGGUCACGUCAACGACGGCACCCACGGCACUCAAGUUCCCUACGGCUCUCAGGUUCCCCACGGCACCGGUCUUAUCGGCACCGCUGGUACUCAGCCCCUGAACAACCAAAACAACCAGAGCAACCACCCCACUGGUCACGUCAACGACGGCACCCACGGCACUCAAGUUCCCUACGGCUCUCAGGUUCCCCACGGCACCGGUCUUAUCGGCACCGCUGGUACUCAGCCCCUGAACAACCAAAACAACCAGAGCAACCACCCCGCUGGUCACGUCAACGACGGCACCACUACUGGACGUAUCCAAAACAACCACCGCGCCUUGGACUCCACUACCGCCGUCACUGCCGAUACCAGGAACGAAAUCGCUCAAGUCGCCAACGCCGCCUACCGCCACCCCGAGAAGGUCGACCAAGCCGUCGACGCCGCAACCACAAACUUGGUCGGACGCCAGUCCAACAGUCAGACUGCUAACGCUGAAGCCGCAAAUGUCAUUACCAACAACCCCAACAAGGCUGAAACCUUUGUCAAGGAUGUCACCUCGCGUUUGGUCGGACAGUCCAAUGAUCCCAGCAACUUGGAGGCUACCCAUAUCAAGCCUACCAUGUAA